Molecule: messenger RNA, 2063 nt
Organism: Scomber scombrus (Atlantic mackerel)
Lineage: Eukaryota; Metazoa; Chordata; Actinopteri; Scombriformes; Scombridae
Gene: strap
Product: serine/threonine kinase receptor associated protein
Exons: 9
Coding region: 309-1298 (329 amino acids)
Biological process (GO): spliceosomal snRNP assembly
Cellular component (GO): SMN complex
Molecular function (GO): protein binding; RNA binding
Source: RefSeq, a predicted model, not a curated record
UGCUGCGUUGCACGUUGCUAGUUAGUUACAAUGUUGUAGCUAUUAGCACGCUAGCCAUUCCUUCGCUGGGAGGAAGACCCGCCGUUUAGUUUGACAAACAUCCAACAGAGUUCAUUCUGACUCAUUCACAACCAAAGCAGCCACACACUGCCUCUCAACUCACAACACUGUACUAAACACUAGCAGCCUCGUUGUGUUGUCUUUCUUUUAGCCUGCUAGCCUUGCCCAGCUAGCUAGCCGUUAGCGUUGUACCCGGCGUAACCGUCUCCUCCCUCUGUGUGAAGUACCUCCUACCCGGCUGGAGGACCAUGGCAAUGAGACAGACUCCGCUCACCUGCUCCGGGCACACCCGGCCUGUGGUAGACCUGGCCUUCAGUGGAAUCACUCCCUACGGCUAUUUCCUCAUCAGCGCCUGCAAAGAUGGCAAGCCCAUGUUGCGCCAGGGAGACACAGGGGACUGGAUAGGAACGUUUCUGGGUCACAAAGGUGCUGUCUGGGGAGCCACUCUGAACACAGACGCCACCAAGGCUGCCACCGCUGCGGCUGACUUCACAGCAAAGGUGUGGGACGCAGUGAGUGGAGACGAGGUCCUCACACUGGCACACAAACACAUCGUCAAGACGGUCACCUUCACUCAGGACAGCAACUGUCUGCUUACCGGAGGAAAUGACAAGCUGCUGCGCAUCUAUGACCUCAGCAACCCAGAAGCAGCACCGCAGGAGAUCGCAGGUCACACCUCAGCCAUCAAGAAAGCCCUGUGGUGCAACAACGACAAGCAGAUCCUCUCUGCUGCCGAUGACAAAACCAUCCGGCUGUGGGACAGGACCUCCAUGGAGGAGGUGAAGACGCUAGCAUUCGACACGUCGGUGAGCAGCAUGGAGUACGUGCCUGAUGGAGAGAUUCUAGUAAUCACAUACGGAAAGACGAUCGGUUUCUACAACGCUCUGAGCCUGGACCUGAUCAAGACUGUAGAGGCUCCAGCUCCCAUCAACUCAGCCUCCCUCCACCCAGAGAAGGACUUCUUUGUUGCUGGUGGAGAAGACUUCAAGCUCUACAAAUUUGACUACGGCACCAAGGAGGAGCUGGAGUCCUAUAAGGGUCACUUUGGUCCCGUGCACUGUGUACGCUUCAGCCCAGACGGUGAGCUGUAUGCCAGCGGCUCUGAGGACGGUACGCUGCGACUGUGGCAGACAGCGGUGGGGAAAACCUACGGCCUGUGGAAGUGUGUCCUUCCUGAUGACCUGGGAACAGAGAACUCUGAGCAGCUGUACCCCUCCACCCCCGAGAUCAAAGCCUGAGGACGGAGCGCUGCAGUAUGGAAACUGAAUGAGAAAAGAAAAAAAAGACCGAAGAAGUGACAGAGACGAGCGGAGGGGUGUUCCAGCGUCUUCUAUCAGGCCCCAGCAAGGAGCAGAGUCCAGAGCAUCUCCAUCUCUCAGGAACUGAUGUGGAUAUUACGACUGCCCCGUCUGUCAUACAGCAACCAUCUCACACACACACACACACACACACACACACACACACACACACACACACACACACACACAGAUUUGUGCAGUCACAUGGACAGUCUGGGCUGCUGAGUAAAGCAGUAGAGCUGUGGGUGUCUCUGGCUCAUCGCUGCCUGCUUUCUCUCUGAUCAGCCCCGUCCUGUAAUGUCUGCUUCAACUUAUUUUAAUCUCCAUUCACCCUUAAAUCUCAACUCUAAACCACGCGAUGCUAAGAUCAGUUUUGGUUUCAUAAUUAAUGUAUUUAAUGAGCUGGACCAAUGCCUUUUUGUUUUCAGUUCAGAUACAAGAAUACUGGAGAUAGUUGCACAGUUUGUGCUGGAGUUGAGGUGCUUUCAUUUCUUCAGAAACAUUGAGUAUUCACAGCUGUUGUACCGGUUGAGUAUAAAAAAAAGUUAAGUGUCAAAAUAAAAAAGUAAAUAUUGUUUUGUGACAAGUGGAAAGGGAAGAAAUGUUACUGGAUUUUUUUCCAUUUUGGUUUGUGUCUUUAUUUGUGUCCAGUGAUUUAAAUAAACUAAUGCAUUACUGUUUGAUUUCAGUUCUGCACAAAAAGCA